This is a messenger RNA of Rotaria sp. Silwood1, 651 nucleotides long. The record is from the annotation of a GenBank genome assembly. Lineage: Eukaryota; Metazoa; Rotifera; Eurotatoria; Philodinida; Philodinidae.
AUGACAAUGAAUCAAUCCCAAUCUAAUCGUCCUUAUAAAAUUUUAUUCAUUGGUGACAGUGCAGUCGGAAAGACAAGUUUAAUGUUUCGUUUUUCUGAUAACAUAUUUACUGAAACAUUCACACCAACAAUUGGUAUUGAUUUUAAAGUUAAAACAAUCACGUUACGAGGCAAACUAGUUAGAUUACAACUAUGGGAUACAGCUGGUCAAGAAAAAUUUUUUAAUAUAACUCGAUCUUACUAUCGUAAUGCUGAUGCUAUAAUUCUUGUUUAUGAUCGUUCAUCAGCAAGUUCAUUUCAAAAUGUAAGUCGUUGGAUGAAAAAUAUUGAUGACAAUGCUCCUGAUGAUGUUAUACGAAUAUUAGUUGGAAAUAAAAGUGAUCUUCAUCAUUCUAUUGUUAUAUCAUCACAGGAUGGACAAAAAUUAGCCGAUAGAUAUCAUGUAGAUUAUUUUGAAACAAGUGCAAAAUCAGACACAAAUUCGAAUGUAUCAAAAAUGUUUUAUACUCUAACGGAAAAAAUACUUCAACAAUAUCAAAUAACACCUAAAUCAUCAGAGAAUACCGUUCAUAUAUUAAGCAGUUCAUCAGAUUCAACGUAUGACAAACUUAUGAGUUGUUGUUGGUCAUCACCAAGCAUUGAUAAAAAAUGA